Lepus europaeus (European hare) is the source of this 2791-nucleotide messenger RNA. RefSeq names its product Rho family GTPase 3 (gene RND3). NCBI's taxonomy places the organism in Eukaryota, Metazoa, Chordata, Mammalia, Lagomorpha, Leporidae. Gene Ontology annotation, biological process: small GTPase-mediated signal transduction. The transcript is spliced from 5 exons. Bases 258 to 992 code for a protein of 244 amino acids. Gene Ontology annotation, molecular function: GTP binding; GTPase activity. The record is from RefSeq and is a predicted model, not a curated record.
AUAAAGCCGCGCAGAGAGCGUGAAACAAAGCAGUCGGAUCGGAAUUGGACUUGGGAGGCGCGGUGUGGAGUCAGGCAUAAAACUUGUUGGAGGGGAGCAAGGAGCCUGCCCCUCUCGCUCUCCGUGGCUGCGCUGCGCUUCAGGGGCUCCCACUGGCCUUGCGAUUUAUUUUUAUAUCUGCCUUUUAUAUAGAGAAAUAUAUAUUUUUUUCUUCUUAAGAGAAAAUUUCUGUUCCAAGAGAAAAUAAGGCAACAUCAAUGAAGGAGAGAAGAGCUAGCCAGAAAUUAUCUAGUAAAUCUAUCAUGGAUCCUAAUCAGAACGUGAAAUGCAAGAUAGUAGUGGUGGGAGACAGCCAGUGUGGGAAAACCGCGCUGCUGCACGUCUUUGCCAAGGACUGCUUCCCCGAGAAUUAUGUGCCCACGGUGUUUGAGAAUUACACAGCCAGUUUUGAAAUCGACACACAAAGAAUAGAGUUGAGCCUGUGGGACACUUCUGGUUCUCCUUACUAUGACAAUGUCCGUCCCCUCUCUUACCCGGAUUCGGAUGCUGUGCUGAUUUGCUUUGAUGUCAGUAGACCUGAGACUCUGGACAGUGUCCUAAAAAAGUGGAAGGGUGAAAUCCAGGAGUUUUGUCCCAAUACCAAAAUGCUCUUAGUCGGCUGCAAGUCUGAUCUUCGGACAGAUGUUAGUACAUUAGUAGAACUCUCAAAUCACAGGCAGACUCCAGUGUCAUAUGACCAGGGAGCAAAUAUGGCCAAGCAGAUUGGAGCAGCUACUUACAUUGAAUGUUCAGCCUUACAGUCAGAAAACAGCGUCAGAGACAUUUUUCAUGUUGCCACCUUGGCAUGUGUAAAUAAGACAAACAAAAACGUUAAGCGGAACAAAUCACAGAGGGCCACAAAGCGGAUUUCACACAUGCCCAGCAGACCAGAACUUUCUGCAGUUGCUACGGACUUACGGAAGGACAAAGCGAAGAGCUGCACUGUGAUGUGAAUCUUGUGUUAUCUGUCAUGAGGACAAGGGAAUCUAGUGUAAAAAGCAACAACAGCAAAAAGCAAAAACAAAAACAAUCCACAAAAAUCCAAGAACAAAGGUGAAGUCUGAAUGAAGUGCACAGCCAAAGUCGCGCCUGGAGGCUUAGGAGGCAUUUUCAAGGAGACCCAACUUUUUGGAAACCUGUCCUUAGGUUCGGCAUGUAGACCGAGUGACGAGAAGUGAAAACAUUGAAGAGUUUUGAAGUGUGACUUGAAACAUAUGCCAAAAAAAGAGAGAUACAAAUGGGAUAGAGGUGGGAAGAGGAGGAAGGCGAGUACCUCCGAGAAGAAAAAUCACACUCUGAACGGUGCUUGCGUGUUUCCUUUUUGUUAUGGUUACAAUCUCUUCAUGGAUCUCUACUUUGACUUAAUUUUUUAAAUGUUUAAUCUCCUUUACAAAAAGUAUAUAUUAAUAUACCGUCCUCAUUGGGGAACUGGCACUGUGACCUUAGCAUUUAGUUUUCUAGAGGAUGUGAUCUAAUUUCCUCCUAGCUCGUCAUUAAAAUGGAAAUUGUAUCAGGACCCAUGGGAUACCCAGAGGAAAACUUUAUGAGGCUUUGAAUUUUUGCCUUCCUGAAGAGAGCUGAGCAAGAUGGUUCUAAGGGAAGAUGUUUGCAGUCUUGCAAGCUGUGUAGACCAGCACUACAAAGAUCGCAUAGAUCAAAUAGAAAAACGGUGUUGAUUUUUAUUUAGUCUGAUGGUUUUGUUCAUCAUUGUGAUUGUCAUUAAAAAGUGGUAAAUUGCUCAAUGUGAUAUUUUUGUGCGCUGUUUAGAAAAGAGGGUGUGUGGUUUUUUUGGCCAUCGUUGAUAAAAAUGCAGUCAAAUAAAAGGUGUCUUGGUUUGAUGUUAUAGAGUGAUUCAGGUGGGUAAAACGUAGGUACUACUUUCACCAGAAGAGGUAAUGAAUGAAGGAAUAGGAGCAGAAAGCACAGUUUGUGAGUAAAACUAUCUGGAAUUAAGUUACCAAAAAUGCAAAACACAAAGACUGUUAUUUGGGGGUAAGCCUCUCAAGGUUGGCAGCAUCUGAUGAUGUGUUGGUUUGCUACACUUUCUUUAAGUGCAUAUCCAUAAAGAGAAGGAUCCACCUGCCCAAGCUUUAGAGAAUCCCCAGAGGAAAAUUAUAUGUCAGUCUCGACACAAUACUAGGGCAUUUCUAGAAUGUGAUUGCUAAACCUCAAUUAACCCAGAUUCAGCCAAGGUCCAUGUUCAACACUUGAUUGUUGUUGUUGCAUAAAACAACCACAUUUAAAUAGUUUACAGAUAUUUUUGACCAGAUCAUGUCAGAGAAGAAACCAGAUCAGACCUGUUUAUUGUCAGCGCUUGUUGAAAACGAGCUUUCUUUCCAAUGAUAAUGCUUCAUUUUUGAAGUGUUGAAGCUGUGCUCCCAUUACAUUGUGGCAGGAGAAGAGAUUAAGGUAAUUACAACACUCAGUUCUAUGUCUUACAAGCACUUUGUUUUGUCUCUGCAAGAAAAUACCAUUCCAGUCAUUUCCCAUGAAAUACAGACAUUUUACCAACAUAAUAUGCUUUGAUUGACUCAGCAUCUUGCUUUGGGCAGUAUUACAAAAUAGUUGGCAAGUGCUUUCUGUAUUUAAAUAAUGUAAAAAAAAUAAGUUAUAACUGUUAUAAAGCAGAACUUUCAUUGCGUUUUUUUAAAUUGUUGAAGUCACUUUGUAUGUUUGUUUGGUCAAUGUUUCGGCAGUAUUUAUUAAAACAUACUUUUGUUUCCCUUCAAAUAAAAAAGUAACCAUGUCGUUG